GAGUAUAAUUAUUAUGAGCCAGGACCGGGGGCGGAGGUGACGGGGACAUCAUUUUCCCAAAAUAUCUGGUUGGGCUUGCUUAUAUAAACUGACACAGACACCCAAGCGAUUGCACAGAGCCCUUCUUUUGACAGCGAAACAAGGCUCUCUUUGGCUUGCUUCUGUUCAGCUGCACCCAUGAAGAACGUUACAAUCUUCCUACUGGUUCUGGCUUGCGGAGCCACUCUGGUGACUGGCCUUGCCUCCCAGUUUAAUGAGAUGAUCCAGAUGAGCACCGUCACCUACACCUUGGCCAACUUCACCAACUACGGGUGCCACUGUGGGGCAGGGACUCAAGGCUUCCCCGUGGACGCCAUCGACAGGUGCUGCCACAGCCACGACUGCUGCUACAACAAGGCCGAGAUGUUCGGUUGCAGCCCAAGCACCCUCUCGUACAGGUUCUACACCCAGAGGGAUACAAUUAAAUGCGUCAAGUCGUGGGACCGGUGUGAGAAGCUCGUGUGUGAAUGUGACCAGAAAGCGGCCAGCUGCUUCCGGAAGCAUCUCUUUACCUAUAACCUCCAGUUCAAGAAUCACGCAGCGAACAACUGCAGGGCACAGCGGCCAUUUUGUUGAGCUGCAUUUUUAACGGGAAGCAGAACCAGAGGAUAUCCCAUGUAGGGGGGUGGAUUCAGUAGGGAGCCCAGCCUACCUGAUUAUUAUAAGGGGGGGGGGCUCAGCCUAUAUUAUUAUUUUGGGGUUCUUAGCAUUGUGUUAGGUUAACUGAAAGCAACAGAAGCAUUUAGAAAAUUAAGUUGUUGUUUAUGUUCCCUCUAUUUUAUUUGAAGCAAAGGUUCGUGGGUUGUAUCUAAGACCUACUCAGAGCAGACCCACUGAAAUUAAUGGAUCUAGGUUAGUCAUGCCCAGUAAACUUCAGUGGGUCUACUCUGAGUAGGACAGACAUUGGGUACAACCCAGGGUAAAUCCAUUAGGUUGUAUUUGGAGUAGACCCACUGAAAUGAGCAAACCUAAAUUAGCCAUGUACAUAGUUUUCAAUAGGUCUGCUCUGAGUAGGCCCAGCACUGGACACAAUAUG
Messenger RNA from Podarcis raffonei (Aeolian wall lizard), 1075 nucleotides. RefSeq names its product phospholipase A2 homolog otoconin-22-like. Bases 178 to 615 code for a protein of 145 amino acids. Gene Ontology annotation, molecular function: calcium ion binding; phospholipid binding. Gene Ontology annotation, biological process: phospholipid metabolic process; arachidonate secretion; lipid catabolic process. The record is from RefSeq and is a predicted model, not a curated record. The transcript has 4 exons. NCBI's taxonomy places the organism in Eukaryota, Metazoa, Chordata, Lepidosauria, Squamata, Lacertidae.